Antechinus flavipes (yellow-footed antechinus) is the source of this 8678-nucleotide messenger RNA. RefSeq names its product RLF zinc finger (gene RLF). Gene Ontology annotation, biological process: regulation of transcription by RNA polymerase II. The coding region runs from base 2384 to 8197 and encodes 1937 amino acids. NCBI's taxonomy places the organism in Eukaryota, Metazoa, Chordata, Mammalia, Dasyuromorphia, Dasyuridae. The record is from RefSeq and is a predicted model, not a curated record. Gene Ontology annotation, cellular component: nucleus. The transcript has 8 exons. Gene Ontology annotation, molecular function: DNA binding; DNA-binding transcription factor activity, RNA polymerase II-specific.
UCUUGGCCUGUUUUCCUAUCCUUAUGGAGUUGAAUUCUAUUUAAAAACCAUUUAUUAACUUCUACUGGUCCAAGCAAUGUGUGCAUGUAUGUGAGGAGUGGUAAUAUUUACAUACAAUGUUUGGAUAAUACAAACUCCUUGGCUCCACGGGUAAUUUGUAUAAGUCUUGUAAAUUAUCUAAGCUUCCUUUCAGUUCUAUGUCCUGUGAUUUCCUAGGCCUUAAGCUCCAUGAGGCCAGGGCUCAUAUAUAUUUUCUGCCAAAACACUGAGCUUUUUGGACAAAUAUGUGGUUUUUUGAUUGAAUUGACUUCAAGUCCAGCUCCCUCUCUGUGCCUCAGUUUCCUCAGCUGCAAAAUGGGCUGGCCUUAGUAAUUUUCUAAGCAUCUUAUCAGCUCUGAAAUCUGUGGGUAUGAAGAGCUUAGAGGACUGAGGCAGGGGUGAGAAAUGAAAAAGGAGGAUGCAGAGGGGUCACUAAGUGUCUUAAUGAAAGAAAGGACAAGGCUUUCUAAACGGAAGGGUCUACUCUGGGAUUCUGAGGAUUCGGUGUUCUGGGAGGGAGGAAGAAAGCCUACCAGGACUAUGAGGUGAUGGUGGGUAGUGGUGGUCAUGGUGGGCGCUGGUGGUGUGGGGGGGUGCUGGUGGUGGGUAGUGGUGGUGGUAGUGCUGGAGGUGGUGAUGGUGCUGGCCGUGGGUGGCCUCCUGCCCUUUCUUUCUCCUCCCCUACCCACCCCUUCCGCAGGAUUGGAGAAGAGGGAAGAAGGAGGAGGGAGAAGGGAAGAGGGAAGGAACGUUGCCAGGGCGACGGCUAGGCGGGAGAUCCCUGACUGGUCAUUACCUAGAGUAUUAGUGGUAGGGGAUAGCAGAUAAGGGGAGGUGAGCACUGCAGGGGGUAGGGGCAAGGGGCGGGGGCGUAGCUAGGGCACCGCCUGCGGACAUGAGAGAGGGCGAAGGGCAAGGGGAAGGGCCAUUGCUAGGGCAGCUCCUGGGAGCAGGGAGCCGGCCACGAAGGGGGCGGGGCCGUAACUAGGGCACUCAGAGGUCAGGAGGCUGGGCCGUGAUUCAGGAGGCGGGGCUGUCACUAGAAUAUCGUGGAGGUGGGGGGUGGGCCAUGGGGCAGGAGAUGGGGUAUGGGGGAAUAAAGAAGUUAGUUUUAGGGCACUGCCUUGGGUUGGGGUUUUUAGGGCUUUUCCACUGAGUGAGGCCGAUACUAGGAUGUUGCCAUGGGGAACGGGGGAAGGAGCCAUUAUCGGGGGGGAGAAAUGAGGAGGCAGGGAGUGGGGCCGUCUCUAGGACACCUCCUUGGAGGGUCAGGGAAUGGGGGUUGUUAACCGGCGAGUCACGGGAGUAGGGGCGGAGUUUUUACUAGGACUUCGCUAAUUUUAGGCCAUCUUGGAGGGGAGGGCUAGGACCCAGGAAAGUUAAUUGAGCAGAAGGCGGGACUAUUACUAGGGGACCAGAUUGUUUCAGGGGCGUCGCCAUGGGAGGGCAAGGGACUGGGCAGGUAACCCGAACCCCACCAAGAGACAGAGCAUAGACAUUACCGGGCAUUUCCAGGAUGGAGGAAAGGGGCGGGGUCGUUACCAGCGCGUCGUCACGGGGGGAGGGGGCGGGGCCGAUAAGGGGAACUGGAACGGGGAGGGGGAUAGGGGCGGGGUCAUUACGGGUGCCGCCAUGACGGGGAAGUGGGGCGGAGCCAGACCGUUACUAAGGGGUCGCCAUGGGGGGGAAGGGUGGGGCCGUUACUAGGGUGCCGCAGCAGGAGGAUAAGGGGUAGGAUAGUUCUCAGAGUGUCACCGCUGUUAGCGAAAGUCGCUCCCAGUUCUCUGACGGAGAGAAGGGGUUAGGGUGCGGAUAUUGUUGCUGGGGUUCUUUAGGGGAAGAUGUGGGAUCCUUGGCAAGGUCCGUAGAAGCCCUUUCCAAGGUUUCUCUUUGCGAGUAUGAGCGAGACCAUUUCUUCGGGCUUCCUUUAGAGGCCAGGGCUAGAUCUUGAUCCGAGAGUAGUCCUGAAGAGGGGAGAGUCUGAUCAGCUUGUUGCUAUAGAGAAAGAGCAAGUAGAGACAGCAAUUUUGGGGAAACGGAGAGCAGAGUAUUGUCUAGGAAGCUUCUAGGAAGGGAGAGUAGUGGAAGUGCAAGAGGGGCGUGGCCGUAUUUGUUGCUAUGGCGCCGCGUAGGCUUGGUUGGGAGGGGAAACGAAGAGCACGUAGUCUUCGUAGGUUGGGGCUUUCCUAGACGCCUAUCGUUAUGUCAUCAAACGCGCGCCCUUUGUCGCAGGACUUAAACAUCAUCGCGGGGCGGGGGCUGUGAAGGGAGCGGGAGGGGGGCGGUGCCGCUGAGAAGUACGUCACGUGUCUCGGUUGCCUACGCGCCGCUGGGCCGUGGGAAGAUGGCGGACGGGAAGGGAGACGCCGCUGCCUCUGGAGCCCCGGCCGGGGCCGGGUCGGGAGCCGGGGCCCGCAGCCGCCGCCCGGCAUCGCCCGCGUUGGGGCCUCCGGGCCUCUGGUCGCGCCUGUGGCAGCUGGAGACUGAGCUUCGCGAGCAGGAAGUGUCGGAGGGCUCGUCGCGCGUCUACUGCCGGAGCUUCUGCCAGACAUUGCUGCAGUAUGCUGGCAAUAGGAAUACAUCAGAACACAUGGCAUGCCUUCUGGAAGUAUAUCGACUCUCAAUACAGAGCUUUGCCAGUGCUCGGCCAUAUUUAACUACUGAAUGUGAAGAUGUUCUCCUUGUUUUGGGCAGAUUAGUACUGAGUUGUUUUGAGCUUUUGCUUUCUGUGCCUGAAACUGAACUACCAUGUGAUGUAUGGGUACCUUUUAAUCAGUCCAUACAGGACUCACAUGACGCUUUGUUGGAAUUUGGAAAUAAUAACCUCCAAGUUUUGGUUGAUAUAACCAAAGAAGGUGUGUGGAAAAAUCCAAUCCUUCUUAAAAUACUGUCUCAGCAACCAGUAGAGCCAGAAGAAGCCAAUAGAUUUAUAGCACGAGAAGGACCUUCCUUUCUGCAGAUGCGAAUAAAACAUUUAUUGAAGUCAAACUGUAUCACACAAGCUACUUCUUUGUCAAAAUUAUGUGCGGAAUCUAAAGAAAUUCCUAAUGUAUCAUCUUUUCGGCAAGCUUAUAUCACAUGUUUGUGCUCCAUGUUACCUAAUGAAGACGCCAUUAAGGAGAUUGCAAAAUUGGACUGCAAGGAAGUGCUAGACAUCAUAUGUAAUCUGGAAUCUGAGGGUCAGGAUCACACAGCCUUUAUUCUCUGUACGACUUACCUAACGCAGCAGCUGCAAACUGCAAGUGUGUGUUAUUCUUGGGAGCUGACUCUUUUUUGGAGUAAAUUGCAAAGAAGAAUUGAUUCUUCUUUAGAUAUCUUUUUGGAGCGUUGUCGACAGUUUGGUGUUAUUGCUAAAACCCAGCAACAUCUCUUCUGCCUGAUUAGAGUUGUACAAACAGAAGCAGAAGAUGCUGGUGUGGCAGUGUCCAUUUUAUUAUGUGUGAGAGCCCUUCAAAUUCGAUCAAGUGAAGAUGAUGAAAUGAAAACAUCAGUGUGUAAAACAAUUGGUUGUCUUUUACCAGAAGAUCUUGAAGUUAGAAGAGCCUGUCAGCUUACUGAAUUUUUGUUAGAGCCCAGCUGGGCUGGAUUUAACCUGUUAGAAGAACUAUACCUGCAACCAGAUCAGAAGUUUGAUGAGGAAAAUGCUCCGGUUCCCAACUCUCUCCGAUGUGAGCUUUUGUUAGCUUUAAAAGCACAUUGGCCUUUUGAUCCUGAAUUUUGGGACUGGAAAACCUUAAAACGACAUUGUCACCAACUCCUAGGUCAAGAAGCUUCUGAUUCAGAUGAUGACCUCAGUGGCUAUGAGAUGUCAAUUAAUGAGACAGAUGUUUUGGAGUCUUUCCUCAGUGACUAUGAAGAGAACAAAGAUGAUAAACAUUCCAAAAGAAGAGAUUCAACAGAUCAGCAGAAGGAGAAAAGAGACAAAAAACCAAUUGGUUCUUCUGAAAGAUAUCAGAGGUGGCUCCAGUAUAAGUUCUUCUGUGUCCUCUGCAAAAGAGAAUGUAUAGAAGCUAGGAUACUCCAUCAUUCCAAGAUGCACAUGGAAGAUGGAAUUUAUACUUGCCCUGUCUGUAUAAAAAAAUUCAAAAAAAAGGAAUUUUUUGUACCUCAUGUAAUGGAACAUGUGAAAAUGCCACCAAGCAGAAGAGACAGACCCAGAAAGAAAUUAUUGAUGAAGAGAGAGCGUUCCCAAAAGGGUAAUGGCUCCAGGAGUCCUUCUGGAGCAUCUGAUCAAAAUCAGUCAUCCAAUGAGCAGGGAGACUCUCAAGAGUAUGUUACCUUCAGCAAACUAGAGGAUUGCCACUUGCAAGAUAGAGAUUUAUACCCUUGCCCUGGGACAGACUGCUCCCGAGUAUUUAAGCAAUUUAAGUACCUAAGUGUGCAUCUCAAAGCUGAACACCAAAACAAUGAUGAAAAUGCCAAGCAUUACUUGGACAUGAAGAACCGGAGAGAGAAAUGUUCUUAUUGUCGGCGACAUUUCAUGACAGCUUUUCAUCUGCGGGAACAUGAGCGAGUUCACUGUGGACCUCAGCCUUAUAUGUGUGUGUCUAUAGACUGCUAUGCGACAUUUGGGUCAGUGAAUGAGCUACUUAACCACAAACAAAAACAUGAGGAUCUUCGAUACAAAUGUGAAUUAAAUGGCUGCAGUAUUGUUUUCAGUGAUUUGGGACAGCUUUAUCACCAUGAAGCUCAGCAUUUUCGGGAUGCAUCCUACACAUGCAACGUUAUUGGUUGCAAAAAAUUCUACUAUUCUAAAACUGAAUUUCAGAAACACCUUUCCAUGCAUAAUGGUGACAUGUCAAAUGGAGAUAUUAAGACAACAGUAAAGCUUGAAUCUGCAGCAAAUGAAAAGAACAGUUGUCAAGAUCAACCUCAUUUACUUGACCCAACUGAGAAAUCGCAUCUACCUGAGGAUCUGCUUUUCUCUGUGGAGGCAACUAGUUCCCAGUUAGCUCCAGAUAUUGAGGAAGCAGGCUCUGAUAACCUAAAAGACAACAGUGACAGCAAUUCCAGUGAUCAAUUAAGUCACAGCUCAUCUGCCUCAAUGAAUGAAGAACUCAUUGAUACACUGGACUCUCCUGAGACCAUGCCAGAUAUUUUACUAUCCUCUCAUGAUAAAGUCUUUGACCCUUCCAGUUUAAAAGAGAAAUGUUCCAAUGUGGCAGUUUGUUUUGAUGGGAAAAAGUUUACCUGUGGUUUUGAAGGCUGUGGUUCCACAUACAAAAAUGCUAGGGGUAUGCAGAAACAUCUCCGAACGGUUCAUCCUUGCCAUUUCAAGCAUAAAAAACCAUUAGGAAUAAAAGAUAAAGAGAUGUUUCCAUUUUUGGAUAGUGAACACAGUCAAACAAAUGAAAACUUUAAUGCUGAGCCUAAGCCUGGUUCAGAUACAAACAGUGACUCCCCAGAUGAAGGCCUAGAUCACAAUAUUCAUACUAAAUGUAAAAGUGAUCUUCAAAGUUGUCACCAUUCUCCCGAAGCCCCCAUUUGUUCUUCCAGAGUUCCGUGUACUGAGGAUGCCAUGUUGGAGCUUCUGUUACGCUUGAAACACUUAAGCUUGAAAAACUCAAUAACACACACAUCCUUCUCAGGGUCACUGCCAGUGUAUCCAUCCAAUGGUGCUAAGUCCCUUCAGUCAGUUUCAUCAAACUCUAUAUCAGACCUUCACUUUCAGAACCAAGAAGAAAAUUUGUCAAGUCAAUAUCUUGCACAAUUGGCAGCCAAACCAUUUUUCUGUGAACUUCAAGGCUGCAAAUAUGAAUUUGUGACCAGAGAGGCUUUGUUGAUGCAUUAUGUCAAAAAACAUAAUUAUUCCAGAGACAAAGUCCUACAGUUAUCCAUGUUUCAGCACCGAUACUCCCCUUUCCAGUGUCAUAUUUGCCAAAGGUCAUUUACCAGGAAAACCCACCUUCGAAUUCAUUAUAAAAAUAAGCAUCAGAUUAGCAAUGAAAAAGUCACUCACAAAUUAUUUGAUAAUGGAAAAUGUGAUCAUGUAAGCCCCUGCACAGGGGAUCACUUGAAAGGUAAUGUCUUGGGUGGUUGCUCUGCUUCUACUUUUUGUGGAAGUGCAGAUCUUGGAGAUGAUCAGACGAAUAACUCUGAGAAGCAAAUCCGACAUCCUAAAAAGGAAGAGUGUAGUUCUGAAACUGAUUUGGAAUCUUCCUGUGAGGAAAUUGAUAAUAAUAUGACAGGAAAAUCAUCUAGCAUUUCAUCACCAAUAGAUAGCCACAGGGAAGAAUUAGAAGCAAGAGAGGGAAGAGGGAGUAGAAGAACUGUUGCCAAAGGAAAUCUGUGCUAUAUUUUGAACAAGUACCACAAACCAUUCCAUUGUAUUCAUAAAAGUUGCAAUUCUUCAUUCACAAACCUAAAGGGCUUGAUUCGACAUUACCGAACAGUGCAUCAAUAUAACAGGGAGCAGUUGUGUUUGGAAAAAGACAAAGCACGAACAAAAAGGGAAUUAGUCAAAUGUAAAAAAAUAUUUGCUUGCAAAUAUAAAGAGUGUAAUAAGCGUUUCUUAUGCUCCAAAGCACUGGCUAAACACUGUAGUGAUUCCCAUAACUUAGACCCUAUUGAAGAGCAGAAAGUCCUUUCUGAGUCUGAUUCUGCUGCCAGGUUUCCCUGUAGCCAACCACAGUGCCCAGCGGUCUUCUACACGCUUAACAAGUUGAAGCACCACUUGACAGAACAGCACGGAAUUGAAGGAGAGAUAAACUCAGACUUUGAAAUUCAUUGUGACCUUAAUGGCUGUGAUAGAAUCUUCACACAUCGAAGUAACUACUCUCAACAUGUGUAUUAUCGACACAAGGACUAUUAUGAUGACCUCUUUGGGAAUCCAAAAGUGGAAAAUGAGAAUGUACUGAGAAGUGAAGGUGAGAAAGGUUAUGGAACUACCCGCUCUCACAGUGAAACAAGUCAGAAUAAUAAGAAAGCAUUAAAUACUAAAACUAGAAAAUGUGGUGGGCUGAUUAAAGACAAAAAGCUUCCAAUAAUUUUUAAAACAAAAGAGGAAGCCCUAAAUAUGUGUGCAGAGCAGUCUGAACACACUCAAUACCCCUGCAUGAUUCAAGGCUGUGCAUCUGUUGUCAAAUUGGAAAGUAGUAUAUUAAGACAUUACAAACGUACACACCAGAUGAGCAGUGCUUAUUUAGAGCAACAAAUGGAAAUGCUAGUAGUUUGUGUUAAGUAUGGUACCAAAAUUAAAGAAGAACCACCCUCUGAGGUAGAGCCUUGUGUAAAGAAGGAAGAAACCAGAAACUGUGAACCAGGAAGCACAGCACAUACCCACCACACUGGUGAAAAUGAAGCAUCUCUCCAAAAAAGCAACAGUUCCCCUCAUCCAGAAAAUAAAGGAAAUGGUAGUCAGGAAGGGUGUGUAGAAAGCAAUUCUGUAUUUAAUACAGAUACCUUCCUAUAUAGAGAAACUUCAAAAUGUAACCAUAGUUCAGAAACCACUAACUUGGAAGAGUGUCAUGUUACUGAGCCCUCUUCCUGUAAAAUUGAAAAGUCUACACCUAAGAACACUGAUGGAACUGAGAGCAGAUCCCAUUUAACAAAUUUCCAGUUGCCUUUACCAAGAAAAAGGGUACCAGAAACUGGGCACCAUACCUCUAGACUGGAAAAUAAUGUGGUAAAAACUCCAAUUCAUGUUCCAAAAGAUACAUUUCGGAAACAUUCACAGGCCAGAUCAUUUGAUUUGAAGACUUAUAAACCCAUGGGCUUUGAAUCUUCAUUUUUAAAAUUCAUUCAGGAAAGUAAGGAAAAAGAGGAUGAUUUUGAUGAUUGGGAGCCAUCGGAGCACUUAACAGUAAAUGAAGUUCCACGGCCCAGUGAUGACUUAGCAGGGAAUGCAACUGUGGAUGGUAUAGUGAAUGAAAAAAGCCCUAAAGUUGAUAUACCUCUUCCUUCCAAUGAUUCUGCAAUUCAUGAUAACAUGACUGCAAUCCAGCCUAUCAUUGUAGCAGAAUCAUCAACUGUCCCUUCCCUUGAAAAUCUGAGGGUCAUAUUAGAUAAGGCACUAACAGACUGUGGAGAGCUUGCCUUAAAACAACUACAUUAUCUGCGGCCGGUGGUCGUCCUGGAAAGAUCUAAAUUUUCCACAUCUCUUUUAGACUUGUUUCCAACAAAAAAAACAGAUGAGCUUUGUGUAGUAGGGAGUUCCUAAGUAGCAGUUUUGUUUUAGAGAACAGACUGGCUUCAGUACUGCAGCAUGGGGACAAUUGCCAAUUCGAACAAAGGCUGAGCAGCAGCCACACUAUUGUUUAGGGUAGGGUAGGCUGUGCAUUUUCAUGAAUGUAUAAUAUCUUUGUCAACAGUAUUGGCAGCGUUCAUUAGCUCCCCAGUUGGUUUGUUUAUUGGUUGGGUUUUUUUGUUUUGUUUUGUUUUAUUAAGAAAAUGGAACUGUGCUCUGUUUGGUGCUAAUUAAUACAUCAAAUAUACUGGGGCUUCCUUUUUCAAAUUAAGUGUGCAUGAUUGUAUAUGGAACAGAUACUGAGGCCCAGGGUGGGAGGGCAGGGGGGAGGGAGGCAGACAGAGUUCUUACUUGACUUGAAUGUGCACCUAAGGGUGCUUUGUGUAAUAUAUUGUACACUACAGCAUCUUAUAUUUUUUGAGUUGAGUUUCAAUAAAUUACAAUUUUUCACCCA